AUGUCUGAUUCCGAGGAUCCCCUCGACGUCGUCGACGAGGGCGGCGACGACCUCUUUGGAGACGAGGACGAGGAGGCAGCCUCGCCCCAGGAGCGCGUUCAAGAAGACGAUGACCUCGCCUCGGACGCCGGCGAGGACGAUGACGGCGACGCGCGGCGUGGCGGCUAUUACGAUUCGGAGCCUCAGGAGACACGGAAUAGGGUCGUGAUCGAGGAGCAAACGUACCGCCACCGGAUCCCCAAGGCCUCGGACGACAUGCUGCGAGUACUGCGGGUACCCAAGUUCAUCAAGUUCAUGCCCGAAAUCUAUACACCCGACACCUUUGAGCCCUCCGAGUUCGACGUCGCAAAUGCAAAGUCCGAGCAGCCCCAGCACGUCGCCCGAGUCCGACGAGACCCGACCACGGGCGGCCUCAAGAGCAACUCCAACGUCUAUCGAUGGAGCGACGGCUCCGUCACCAUCUCCGUUGGCGGCGAGCACUACGAGAUCUCCAAAAAGUCACUCGCAACGGCCCCGGGUCAGCCCUACAACGAGCUGCACGACGGGCAUUACUACGCCGCCGCCGCCGAGCUUAGUAGCAACAUGCUCAUGACGGUCGGCCACCUCAUGGAGCAGUACAACGUCAAGCCCAACAAGGCUGUCGGAGACGACGCCCUGACCCUCUUCGCCGAGCGCAUGGCCCUGGCCAGCAAGGGCGUCAAGGGCGAGGACAUGAUCAUCCGCACCACCAAAGACCCCGAGCUGCAGAAGAAGAACGCCGAGCUCGCCGAAAAGGAGAGGCUCAAGGCCCAGCGGCGGCGCGACAACGCGGCGGCCAAGAUGGACGGCCCGGGACGGUCCGGCCGCGGCGGCCUGUCCAUCGGCGACCUCGAGGGUCGCGCCGGCUCAGGACGGAAGAGGGGUGCCGCGGGCGCCGCCAAGCCGAAGCGUCGCCGGCCCGAGUACGACUCGGACGACGACUUGCCGCAGGGCGUGGGCCGGCACGAGGACUACGACAUGGACGACGGGUUCCUCGUGGGCAGCGACGAGGAAGAGGAGGUGGAGAGCGGAGCCGAGGACGAGGAGGAGGAAAUCCUCGAGGAGGACGACGACCGCCACCGCCGCCGAAACAAGAGGCAGCGAACGGCGGAGCCCGACGAGGACGAGGACGCCGAGGGCGACGAGGUCGAGCCCGAGGCGUCGAGCCGCGCGAGGAGACGAAACGUCAUCGACGAGGACGAGGACGAAUAG
Purpureocillium lilacinum is the source of this 1230-nucleotide messenger RNA. RefSeq lists its product as uncharacterized. Gene Ontology annotation, cellular component: nucleus; Cdc73/Paf1 complex. Gene Ontology annotation, molecular function: RNA polymerase II C-terminal domain phosphoserine binding. Lineage: Eukaryota; Fungi; Ascomycota; Sordariomycetes; Hypocreales; Ophiocordycipitaceae. The record is from RefSeq and is a predicted model, not a curated record. Gene Ontology annotation, biological process: transcription elongation by RNA polymerase II; positive regulation of transcription elongation by RNA polymerase II.